GCAUUGACUUUCAGGUAUAUGAGAAGUCACUGUGGCCCACAGCGACCACUAGGAAAAAAUUAUAAAUUCAGUAUGGCACCCAUUUUAGAUUGGAAGAAGCUUAUGAAAGUUGAUCCAGAUACCCUGCCUCAUCAAGAGAAACUAGCAGACAGGUUGCUGGAGAUUGUGUCCAAGGUUGAUGGGAAAGAUUUAAAAACUGAAACUCUGGAACAACUGAUACACCUUUUUAAAAUUACUCAGACACUAUUGAGGAUGAAAGUUCAAGAGGUAGAGCUGGCACUAGAAGAAGUUGAAAAAGCUGGGGAAGAGCAAGCCAAAUGUGAAAAUCAAUUUAAAACAAAGGUGAUGAAACUUCAAAAUGAAUUAGAGAUGGCACAAAGAUCUGCUGGUGGUCGUGAUACUCGUUUUCUGCGUGAUGAGAUCCGCCAACUGGAAAAACAAUUAGAACAAAAAGAGAGACAGUUAACGGAUACAGAAAAAGAACUGGAAAAAGAGAAGAAAGUGAAUGAACAGCUUGCUCUUCGAAAUGAAGAUGCCGAAAAUGAAAACAUCAAAUUAAGGAGAGAGAAAAAACACAUAAAGAAAAAGAAUGAACAAUUGCGUCAGGAUGUAGUUGACUAUCAGAGGCAAAUAGAUUCUCAAAAAGAAACAACUCUGUUACGAAGAGGAGAGGAUUCUGAUUAUAGAUCACAGUUGUCCAAAAAGAACUUUGAGCUUGUCCAGUAUUUGGAUGAAAUUCAGAAUUUGACUGAAGCUAAUGAGAAGUUAGACAUUCAAAACCAAGAAAUGAGGAAGAAUCUUGAGGAAUCAGUGCAAGAAAUGGAGAAAAUGACUGAUGAAUAUAACAAAAUGAAAUUAAUUGUGCAACAAUCUGAUAUUGUUAUGGAUCAGUUAAGAAAAGAGAAAGAACAGUACAAAUUUCAAGUUCAGGAGCUUUCAGACCAGCUGAAAGCAAAGAAUGAAGAAGAUGAUCCACUCAUGGCAGCUGUAAAUGCAAAAGUUGAAGAAUGGAAGAAAAUCUUAGCUUCAAAAGAUGAUGAACUCCUAGAGUAUCAGCAAAUGUUGUUUCACUUGAAAGAGAAAAUGAAAAUGGCCCAACUUGAUGUUGACAGAAACAGUAUACUGGCCCUUCAGCAGGGUGUGCAAGACCGAGAUGCUCAGAUAAGAUUGCUUACUGAGCAAGUUGAACAGUAUACCAAAGAAAUGGAACAAAAUGCAUUUGUUAUUGAGCAAUUAAAAAAUGAUCUCCAAAAAGAUAAAGGUCACUCAUCUCUUCCUCAGCAGAACCGUUUUGGGGAUAUGCAAGAAAAGUUAAAAUUGCUAGAAGAGAGAACUAAGGAGGCUGAGAAAUCAGCAGAAUUAGCAGAAGCAGAUGCUAAAGAAAAGGACAAAGAGCUUGUUGAGACUCUGAAACGAAUGAGGGACUAUGAACUGGGAAUAUAUGGUUUGGAAGAGGCUGUUGCUGAAAUAAAAGACUUAAAAAAGCAAAUCAAAAUACGAGAUCAUGAGAUUGAAACAUUAGUUAAGGAAGUCAAUAAACUUGAACUUAAAAUAAAUGAUUUUCUUGAUGAAAAUGAAGAACUCAGAGAGCGCUUAGGGCUUGAGCCAAAGGCAAUGAUUGAUUUAAAUGAAUUUAGAAACAGCAAAGGACUGAAGCAGCAGCAAUAUAGAGCUGAAAACCAGAUUCUUUUGCAAGAGAUUGAAAGACUAGAAGAGGAAAGAAUUGAACUGAAAAAACAGAUUCGUAAGUUUGCUCAGGAUAAAGGAAGAAGAGUUGCAACAAUAGGAUUGGAUGCUGGUGAUGUGCAGAUAACUGAUAGCUUUACUGAAGAGAAGGGAAUGAGUAAGAGGACAUUGGAUUUUUUGAACAGGCAUGAUAUUGCUGAAGUAAAAGCAAAGGCUAGUGGGUCAUGUAGUGUGGAAGAGAGAAACACACUUGCAGAUAGAGAAGCACCAGUUAGACUUUUGAAGUCAGAGAAAGAUGUAGCGGUCAGAGAAGGAAAGAAAUGCCUAACAGAAUUCUUGCAAGUAAAAACUUUGGAAAGUGGACUUGAAAAUGGACAGUCAGAACACUCAGAUCAGGUAGAUCCUGUUGAAAAUCUCAUAAAGCAGUUGAGGAGAGACUUAGCCCUUCUUAGGUCACAGAAUGAGUAUCUUGCAAAUGAAUUAAGUGUGAGAGAAAGAGAUUUGGAGAACAGCAGGACUGUAAUAGCCAAAUUUCAAUCUAAAUUAAAAGUGUUAUCAGAAGAGAAUAAACACCUUGAACAAGGAAUGAAAGAAAUAUUGCAAGCUGUCAAGGACAUGCAGAAGGAUCCUAAUGUGAAGGGAGGAGAAACAGCCUUAAUAAUCCCUAGUCUGGAUCGCUUAGUUAACGCAAUGGAAUCAAAGAAUUCAGAGGGAAUCUUUGAUGCUAGUGUGCACUUGAAAGCUCAGGUUGACCAGCUUACAGGACGGAAUGAAGAAUUAAGACAGGAACUGAAACAGGCUCAGAAGGAGGCAACAAAUUUCUCUAAUCAGCUGGCAAAUGCAAAUGAAAAGUCAGAAGGUGCCAAUAUUGUCUUCCAAACAGUGAAUCUUCCAGAAGGAAUGGUUCCUUCAAGUGUUAAUAUGAUUAAUUCUCUGAAUGAGUAUUUAAUACGUCUUAUACAGGAGCUGGAAAAUAAAGAACAGUUACUUAAACAAUUAGAAGAUGCAGUAGAGGACUACAAACGAAAAUUUGCAGUAAUUCGUCAUCAGCAAGGCUUGCUGUAUAAAGAAUAUCAAAG
This is a messenger RNA of Leptosomus discolor (cuckoo roller), 2765 nucleotides long. Lineage: Eukaryota; Metazoa; Chordata; Aves; Leptosomiformes; Leptosomidae. The record is from RefSeq and is a predicted model, not a curated record.